AUGUUUUUGUAUUUCCUUUCCAAUGUUUUAUGUGCCACAAGCACAGUUCACCUUCUUAACACAAUUGACUUUGUUAGGAAUUGCCCAGAAGAAGAAACAUCUUACGUUUUCGAUUACAUGCAGCGCUCAGAUUUCAUUGUUGCUGUGGUUGAAGCUCCAGCAAACGUAAAAUUACAAUAUAGCUAUCCAGCCGGCACAUCACCAGUAGAUAUUAACAUGUCAUUCCCAGCAUUGAGAUUCCCAAAGGGUAAUGUUCAAAUUGUCGCUAACCUGACAAAGGACCAAUGCGUUACCCUUGCUCACGUUACACUUCCAACAGAUCAAAAUACAGCUUGCAUCAACGGUUUCAAGAUCAUCACAACACAAAAAAUGAACUACACAAUGCAAGCAGACGAAAAGAACAAAGAUACAUGCGUAUUCUAUGCUCCUGGUGCUCAAAAGCUCAUGAUUGGCGCUCAAGCUUAUCUUAAUGGAGACAAGAUGUACGUAUAUCGAGAUGAUAUGGUUUCAGGAAGUUACUAUGAUAUAUUCACUGGAACAAGAUCAGUAUACCCAUCACCAACAUCCCCACGCCCAUUUGUUUUCGAUCUUAAGACUCAAGAUUCCGAGCCUGGCCAUGUUACAAUUCUUGGUGAAGUUAAGGAUCCAUAUAAGAACAUGAUCGAAUACGAAGGAGAAGUCAAAUCCGUUCCUCCAGUUGAUUUCGGUUUAUUCAAUUCCAAAUACGCAAUUUUCCCAAUUCUCGGAAUGCUUCCAACCCUCCUUCUUAUCGGUGGUUGGGUCUAUGCCUUCUGCAGAAUCCUCAAGAAGAAGCCAAUUACAAUCAAUUAG
Molecule: messenger RNA, 831 nt
Organism: Trichomonas vaginalis G3
Lineage: Eukaryota; Parabasalia; Trichomonadida; Trichomonadidae
Exons: 1
Coding region: 1-831 (276 amino acids)
Source: RefSeq, a predicted model, not a curated record